AGCAUUUGAACCAUUUGAGUUUGGUGUUUGGUCACCGUCACCGCAUAAUAUGAAGUUUUCAAGGUCGUCUGAUGGCUUUACCUGAGGUUGUAUAUAUUGAUGCUUCGGAAAAUGGUUGUGACUUAAGAACAUUGCUGGAUAACUUGUCUACAGUAUGUGAUUCAAAGUUUGAGCUCAAAAUCGAUUGCAAAUACUACUCGGCUGAUAUAAUUAUUCGAUCGUUAGAUAAAUUAUGUGCUCUUAAUAAAUCACCGGAUUUUAUCAAUGUCCACGGAGUUAUCAUUUGCUUUUCUGGGGAUAAGGUUUCUAGUUGGAAUGAUGCUCUUAAACUGAUGAGCUUGGCUAUUAGUCAUGACGUAUCCAUACGGAUGCUAGUGUGCCAUACUGUUAGUCCGUCUAUUUUGUUUCCUUCUGAAUCAGAUGCUUUUUCGGUUAUGACACGCAUUAUUCUGGAUCAUGAGUUUGAGCUUGUUGAAAUUUCUCCAAAUGAAGAUACUAUUGAAGAAGGCGAAGAAUUUGGAGUAAAACGAAUAACAUCUAUAUUGGAAACACAUAUUUGGCCAAAUAUGAAGCCUAAAGGUCAAAAUAAUUUAAACCGCUUGAAAUCCAUUGAAAGCAAAUCUUUAACUAAUGAAAAUAAUUUAGAUUUAAUAAAUAAUUUAUCCAAUAAUAUAAACAAAGUAAAUUUAAAUGAUAAUAAACAUUUCGAUUCAUUAUUCAAUGAUGAAAAUGAAUUUGAAGAAUUUUUUAAGGAUUUACCAAGAAUACGUGAUGAAAUAGCUUCAUUGAAUUCUACAGAUAGACAUAAUAUGGCUGAAAAAAUAACAUGUAAAAUUUGGAAAGCUAUUGGGGGUUCCGAGGAAGAGAUUGCUGGUUUACAUUCAGAUUCUGAAUAAUCUUUUGUUUUCUUCUGAGGAAGAAAAAUAAUUGAGAACAAUUCAGUGCUUGCUUUGCUUGUGUUCAGUUAUAUUUAUAAUGAUUAUUACAUGUUAUUGUGAAAGUAAUCAAGUAUUGAUUAGAAUUAUGUAGUGUAACCAUGUUUUUUUUCUCGGUAAUUUCUUGUUGUUUAUUUUACUUUUGCCUACCGAUUCUCUAUCAUUUCGUUUCGAACUUUUAAUGAUGUUAUUUUUUCACACUGUGAAUUCAUCCGUUCUUAUUUUUAAUUUUUUUUUUUGGGAGGGGGUACUUCUCACUUUUCCAUUCCAUUUUUGUGUAUUCAGCAGAAAUAAAGUCAAAUAAUUGCAUAUACAAUUUAUUCCUAGAUGGUAUAAUGUUGAGUUUUUCUUCUUCUAAUAAGUUGUAAAUUUGUAUUUUCCAGUUGAAUACAUUAAUGUUUUCCAUUAAGGAUUAAUUUUGAACUUAUUAUAUAAUGACAAAAACCAGCUUUGUUUAUGAAUAUAUAGUCAAGUAUUGAAAUCUCAUAA
Molecule: messenger RNA, 1424 nt
Organism: Schistosoma rodhaini
Lineage: Eukaryota; Metazoa; Platyhelminthes; Trematoda; Strigeidida; Schistosomatidae
Source: the annotation of a GenBank genome assembly